Anopheles maculipalpis is the source of this 618-nucleotide messenger RNA. RefSeq lists its product as uncharacterized. The transcript is spliced from 2 exons. Bases 1 to 618 code for a protein of 205 amino acids. The record is from RefSeq and is a predicted model, not a curated record. NCBI's taxonomy places the organism in Eukaryota, Metazoa, Arthropoda, Insecta, Diptera, Culicidae.
AUGAAGCUGGUCAUUUUGUUUGCACUCGUUUGCUACGCAUUCGGCAGUGAGUCGCCUGGAUUCUUCAUCAAACUCUCGAAAAGUGUACCCCGAAUCGGAAGGCGCGGUGAUUUGGAGAACUUUUUCCUCAAGCAGUCGAAAAGUGUGCCCAGGAUAGGACGUCGUGCUGGAGGCUUCCGUAUGGAAGCAUCAACCCCGGAAGAGAAUGGUGCCAGUUGGUUCGAACGCUACAUGAAAACAUCCAAACGUCCCACACAAGGCUCACUGAUACCGGACGAUAUGGGCAAAUCGUACAAAAAACUACGUCCACUCGAUCUCAACCACAUCAUUGAUAUCCUGUCGGAUGAUCUGUUCUUCGGGUCGGAUCUAAAGUUUAUCUCCUGGGAGGUGCUUGAUGAAGCGCUCGAGGAAGAUCCGGAACUGCUGCAGAAGCUUGCCUCGCUCGCCCGUGAUAAGGAGGUGCAGCAGCUGAAGAAGAUGUUGGGUGAGCAUGGGGAGGAGGUCGUACAGUAUGUUCCGAUUGAUAGGAAUGAGAUUGGUACGGCCAACAGCCGAUCGUACAUGUACCGGGUGGAUAGAGCCGAUCCGAACAAGGAACGUAUCGAGUAUCAGCAGUGA